CGGCCCGGGCCUCCCCCCGCGCCGCCGCCCGUCGGGGCCGCGCCGCGCGCGGGCGAUGGCCGCGGAGCUGGCGAUGGGCGCCGAGCUGCCCAGCAGCCCGCUGGCCAUCGAGUACGUGAACGACUUCGACUUGAUGAAGUUCGAGGUGAAGAAGGAGCCCCCCGAGGCCGAGCGCUUCUGCCAUCGCCUGCCGCCCGGCUCGCUGUCGUCGACGCCGCUCAGCACGCCCUGCUCGUCCGUACCCUCAUCGCCCAGCUGCUGCGCGCCCAGCCCGGGCGCGGGGGGCGGCGCGGGCGCAGGGGGCGGCGCGGGGCCGCCGGGCGGCGCGGCCGGGGCCGUCGGGGGCGCGGCGGGGAAGGCGGCGCUGGAGGAGCUGUACUGGAUGGGCGGCUACCCGCACCCGCUGCACCCCGAGGCGCUGCACCUGACGCCCGAGGACGCGGUGGAGGCGCUCAUCGGCCCCGGGCACCCCGCGGGGCCCCACGGCGCGCACCACCCGGCGGCCGCCGCGGCCUACGAGGCCUUCCGGGGCCCGGGCUUCGCGGGCGGCGGCGGCGCGGACGAGGCGGGCGCCGGCCCCCAGCACGGCGGCCACGGCCACGGCCACCACCACCACCACCACCAGCACCAACACCACCCCGCGCACGGCGGCCACCACGUGCGCCUGGAGGAGCGCUUCUCCGACGACCAGCUGGUGUCCAUGUCGGUGCGCGAGCUGAACCGGCAGCUGCGCGGCUUCAGCAAGGAGGAGGUGAUCCGGCUGAAGCAGAAGCGCCGCACGCUCAAGAACCGCGGCUACGCGCAGUCGUGCCGCUUCAAGCGGGUGCAGCAGCGGCACAUCCUGGAGAGCGAGAAGUGCCAGCUCCAGGGCCAGGUGGAGCAGCUGAAGCUGGAGCUGGGGCGCCUGGCCAAGGAGCGGGACCUGUACAAGGAGAAAUACGAGAAGCUGGCGGGCGCGGCCGCCUUCCCGCGGGAGUCCUCGCCGCCGCGGGCCGGGCCCGGCGGGGCCAAGGGCGCGCCCGACUUCUUCCUGUGAGGCCACC
Sorex fumeus (smoky shrew) is the source of this 1043-nucleotide messenger RNA. It is a transcript of the gene MAFA, whose product is annotated as MAF bZIP transcription factor A. Bases 56 to 1036 code for a protein of 326 amino acids. The transcript has a single exon. Lineage: Eukaryota; Metazoa; Chordata; Mammalia; Eulipotyphla; Soricidae. Gene Ontology annotation, biological process: regulation of transcription by RNA polymerase II; retinal rod cell development. Gene Ontology annotation, molecular function: RNA polymerase II cis-regulatory region sequence-specific DNA binding; DNA-binding transcription factor activity, RNA polymerase II-specific. The record is from RefSeq and is a predicted model, not a curated record. Gene Ontology annotation, cellular component: nucleus.